Molecule: messenger RNA, 1437 nt
Organism: Microdochium trichocladiopsis
Lineage: Eukaryota; Fungi; Ascomycota; Sordariomycetes; Xylariales; Microdochiaceae
Product: 2-epi-5-epi-valiolone synthase
Exons: 5
Coding region: 1-1437 (478 amino acids)
Biological process (GO): antibiotic biosynthetic process
Molecular function (GO): 3-dehydroquinate synthase activity
Source: RefSeq, a predicted model, not a curated record
AUGUCGGACCUCAAGGCUAACGUCUCGGAGACCGCCGAGGGUUUCCACGUCGAAGGCUAUGAGAAGAUCACCUACGAUUUCACCUUUGUCGACGGUGUCUUUGAUCUCGCAAACACCCAGUUGGCUAAUUGCUACAAGCAGUGGGGCCGAGUGCUUGCUGUCACAGACAAGAAUGUGUUCCGGAUGUAUGGAGCCAAGAUGGAGAAGUACUUCGAGCACCACGGCCUGAAGUUUAAGGUUCACCAGACCUCCAUUGGCGAGAAGGCGAAGACGAUGGACACUCUUCUGAGCAUUUGCGACUCAAUGACCGAGUUCGGCAUUAUCAGAAAGGAGCCAGUCCUUGUUGUCGGAGGCGGUUUGGUCACAGACGUUGCAGGAUUCGCGUGCGCGGCCUAUCGGCGCAACACAAACUUUAUCAGAGUUCCUACUACAGUUAUUGGUCUGAUUGAUGCCAGUGUCAGCAUCAAGGUCGCCGUCAACUACGGCAACUACAAGAACCGCCUGGGCGCUUAUCAUGCCCCGAUCCAUACGUUCCUUGACUUCACCUUCUUGCGCACUCUUCCCGUAGCCCAGGUUCGGAACGGCUUUGCAGAGCUCAUCAAGAUUUCGUCGUGCGCUCACCUUGAGGUGUUCGACCUCUUGGACAAGUACUGCGAGCAACUCAUCGAGACAAAGUUUGGCAGGGCUGACAACGCCCCUGAAGUAGUCCGCAAGGCCGCUGAUAUUAUCAACCGUGAAGGAAUUUAUGAGAUGUUGAAGCUCGAGUCUCCCAAUCUGCACGAGAUUGGGCUUGACAGAGUGAUUGCUUAUGGUCAUACAUGGUCACCGCUGCACGAACUUGUCCCCGAGACACCACUUCGCCACGGCCAUGCAAUUUCAAUCGACAUGGCCUACACAGCGACUCUGGCCAAACAGCGCGGCCUCCUGUCCGAUGCCGAGCACAAGCGCCUGCUGACACUCUUUUCUCGCGCGGGCCUGUCAAUUGAUCAUCCUCUUUUCAACGACGAGGUGCUUGCCAAAGGCACCGAGGCUAUUCUCAAGACCCGCGACGGACGCUUGCGCCUAGCUGUGCCUAACCCCUUGGGUAGCUGCAGCUUCGUCAACGAGUACACGACCGAGGAGCUUUCCAAGGCUCUGCACCAACACAAGGCCGUGUGCAAGACAUAUCCGCGCGAGGGUGCUGGACUUGAAGCCUACGUUGACAGCAGCGACACUGGGUACACAGACAACACUACCGAGGAUUCGAGCGUGGAAGAGGCAGCUCGCCAAGCCGGCCUCAUCUCUGAUAGCCAGCACUUGAAUGGAACCAACGGCAGCAAGACCAAUGGUGAAGCUCAGGCGCGAGCAACUGUCAAUGCCGACAAGUCGCUACUCGAGAAGGGCAAGGUCGUGUUCGACGGGCUCCUCAAUGGUCGUGGUGUCAAGGCGCAGGCUUAA